This is a messenger RNA of Selaginella moellendorffii, 1277 nucleotides long. RefSeq names its product probable pyruvate, phosphate dikinase regulatory protein, chloroplastic. The coding region runs from base 20 to 1156 and encodes 378 amino acids. The record is from RefSeq and is a predicted model, not a curated record. The transcript has 3 exons. Gene Ontology annotation, molecular function: ATP binding; transferase activity, transferring phosphorus-containing groups. NCBI's taxonomy places the organism in Eukaryota, Viridiplantae, Streptophyta, Lycopodiopsida, Selaginellales, Selaginellaceae.
UUUUUAGGGUUCCUCAAAGAUGCAGUGCUUGUGCCCGCGAGCGUCCGGAGGAGUGGUGGCCGCGAUUAGGGCAGAAGCCGGGGCGAAGGUGUCGAUCAAAUCGCGGGGCAGCGCCCAGCUUCAGCGCUGGGCGAGGGCGCGGCGUGCCAGGACGCUCAUCAAUCAGAAGAGCAAUUCGAAUGCGGCGGGUGUGCUGGACAGGGAAGGCGCCAAGAGCGACGAGAGCGAUCGGGAUGACGAUCGGGAUCGGGAUGAGGAGGAAGACGAUGGCAGGGCUGGGGGGAAAUCCGUGUUUAUGGUGUCGGAUGGCACGGGAUGGACUGUGGAUCACUCGGUUCACGCCGCCUUGGGGCAAUUCGAGCAUUGCUUGGCUGACAGGGGAUGCGCUGUGAAUACUCAUCUCUUCUCCGAGGUGAAUGACAUCGAUCGAUUAAUGGGAGUGAUCCACCAAGCCGGCGCAGAAGGAGCCAUCCUGGUCUACACACUUGCGGAUCCAGCCAUGGCCGAGGCGGCGAAAAGGGCUUGCCAGAUGCUCGCAGUUCCUUAUCUAGAUAUCCUGGGACCGAUCACAGACGCUCUCGGCUCACACCUCAACGUCAUCCCACUGGGACUUCCCCGAGGAGCUCCCGGACGCAAGAGCGCACUCUCCAAGCAGUACUUCAAGAGGAUCGAAGCGGUGGACUUCACCAUCAAGCAGGACGAUGGAGCUCUCCCACAAAACUUACACAAGGCCGACCUGGUCCUGGUGGGAGUUUCCAGGACGAGCAAGACACCUCUGUCGACGUACUUGGCUCAGAUGGGAUACAAAGUCGCGAACGUCCCUUUGGUGCUUGGGAUCGAAGCACCAAAGGAGCUCUUCCAGAUUGACCAAGACAAGAUCUAUGGCCUCACCAUCGACCCGACGUUCUUGAGAUCUAUUCGUGCUGCUCGCUACCGCCACCUGGGGCUUGGGAAAGAAACCAAGAGCUCGUAUUUCGACAUGGAGCACAUAAGAACGGAGCUCCAGUACAGUAGGGAGCUGUUUAAGAAGAAUCCAACAUGGCCAGUGAUUGAGGUGACGGGGAAGGCCAUAGAAGAAACAGCCGCAGUGAUAUUGAGGAUUUAUCACGAGCGCAAGAAUAAGUACGUUAUACCAAGGAUCUCGAAACGGUAUUGAUCAAUAUUGUAUAGUUUUCGCUAACACAAGCUAUGAGUCUUUGUUAUCUUUAUCUUUUGGACACGAUAAGUUUCUGCUUAUCCAGUGGCCUAGAACAAGCAAUGCCAUCUUCCUCGACGUA